AAAUUGUCUGGACUUUUUACCGAUAAAUAUCGGGGCUAUGUUCACGCUUGGCGAUGUUGCAGACAUUUUAGAUUCUGCUCUUUGUACUGGCAUUUCCAUAGUUGAUGCUUUAUCAAAGCUUUCUGAUGCAGCAGACAAUAGCAGUGAGUUAAGUAAAGAGAAAUGUUUAGAAAGUCUUCAAAUUAAAAACAAAAUUAAUGAAAAUUUAGCCGAUUUAGCCGUACUAUCAGAGACAAACUCAGAGUUAAAUUUAGCCAAUUCUUUAGCAAGUCCUCUGCAAGACUAUCCAGAUACUUAUUCCUUUGUGCCACAAUCUCCAGUACCACUGCGACCAUCGUAUGUUAAAAAGCGCAGUAGACCCACCACAUUUGUACUUCAAGAUUCUGAAAUCAAAACAGUCAAUGAUGCGCAGCUCCAUAGAAUACCAAUUAUUGAUGCUCUUGAUGAUUUGUGUCUAGUUGCUGAUGAUGUCUUUAAAGAUUUUGAUAGGAAGAAUAAAAGCUUAGAUGAAAGAAUAAAUGAAUCUAGUUAUGAGAAAUCUUUGCAGUUGGAAGUGUUGAUUAACAACAAAGUGUCUGAAAUAUUAGAAUCGUUUAAAAAGUUAGAUUUGACUGUUGAUCAAAUAUUGACACGCAAAGUUGUUACAGAACAUAUUAAACAAGAUAAUUCUCAAUUUUUAAAGCAAACUUUGAAUAUACCAGUAGCAGAACCAAGUGCAGAUACUUUUAAACCGUUUAACACUCCUUUAAAAAAUAGAGAUGGAGUCAAUGAUAUUCAGUGUAAUUUAGCUAACAAGAAACGAGGUACAUACAUUCUAUCAAAAGAUAUUAAAGACUUAAAAGAAACACACACACAGUUAGUUGAUAAUAACUUUAAUAAAGUUAGUACUAAUUUACAUAGCAAUCAGAAAACUUCUGAUUUUGUUCCUUUAAGGAGCAGAAUUGUUGUCAGUAAUAUACAACCCAAUUUAGCUAACAAUAAAAACCGAGCUACUUACACUUUAUUAAAUGAAAAUGAAGGUUUGAAAGAAAUACAAAAAGAAUCAGUUAAUAAAAGUUUUAAUCAAGUUAGCACUAACUUGAAUGUUGAUCAGAAAACCUCUGAUCUUGUUGCUUUAAGGAAUAAAAAAGAAGUCAAGGAUAUAAAUUGCAAUGUUGCUAAUAAUAAAAAUCGAGAUACAUAUAUUCUAUUUAAAAAUAAUGAAGAUUUAAAAGAAUCAGAAGUUUUGACUCAUAAACGAUUUCAACUAAAUUCAGUUAACACUAACUUUAAAAUUGAUCAAGAAACUUAUGAUAAUGUUACUUCAAAAAAAAGUUGUGUAUUCAGUGAUACACAAAUAAGUUCAAUUAACAAUAAGAAGCAAAGCCCAUUCACACACACAGAAAAUAACAAAGAUUUUAAAGAACCAGCUACACAAGGUUUGAAUUUUGUGUGUAGCAAUUAUGAUCUUAAAAUCUCUAGUGUUUCUUUAAUAAAGAAAGCUUUAGAUGAAUUACAAUGUAUUGCUGUUGACAAUCAGAAGCAAGUUAUACAUAAACUAUCUAAAGAUGAUGUAAGUAUUAGAGAAUUACCAAAAGAACCAAUUUUCGAUCCUGUUCAAACCUCCAUUACUCACCCUUCAAGGUAUAAAGAAUUAGCAAACAAUGAAAAACAAGAUACAUCCAUAUCAAAAUAUAAGGAAAAUUUCAAAGCAGGAAAAUUUUUUUUUUCAGAUUAUGAAAGUUUUUACUUAAAUAGUGAAAGAAAUAUAAAUGCAGAGGGGAAAGAAAAACAGCAAAAUCUUUGUUUUCUUAAUCAAGACCUCCAUCAAGACCAUCAUCAAUCAAAUAAAGAAAAUUCUAGUUGUGAUGUUUGUGAUUUUAAAAUGGACCAGGAAUUCUCAGAAAGUAACUUAACGAAUGAUAGUAUUAAGUUUGAUGUGAAAUCUGAUAGAGAAAAUUCUAAAAAUAAUAAUAGUGAUGAUGACAGGCACAAACAUUGUGUGAUUUCAAAUUAUGAAAUUGAUACAUGUAAUAAUGAUGAUAAAAAAUCUUCAAUAAAGUUCAGAGAUAAAAAUAUAAACUUGGAUUCCAUUGCUUUAAGUGUUGCUAGGCCAAACACUUACACAUUAAGUGGUAUUUACCCGAAUUCCUUAAACUUAACGAAAGCACUUAAAACAGAUCAAAGCUAUGUCAAAGAUCUUAUAGUUGAUGGGGAAUCAUUCGAAGGUAUGAAUAGAUCUUCAAGUGAUCCUAAUUUACUGUGCGAUGAACAUAUGAAAAUUCAUUCUGAAAUGGUUUUUAGGUCAUCCAGUAUCUCAGAAGGCUUACAUCAUUUCAGUCAACCAACUAUUUCAAAUCUAAGUAAUUUAAAUAGAAUUAUGUCAACAUCUUUAACAAAACUUAAUAGCCUGCAACUGUUUCAGAGUAACAUUUUAAUGGAAAAGGAACUCAGUAAGCAGAGUUCUCCUUAUUCAUCUAGUGUACUUUCAUCCCAUAGUUGCUCUAGUGAUGAAUGGAUUGGAGAUAAUGAACAAGAGAUUUCUGAGAAAUCUCAUAGUAGCUCUGGGGGAAGUACAUUUUCAGUUUCAUCUGAUGUUAGUGGAAGAACUUACUCAAUUUCACCCGAUCAAGAUAAAGAUAUUCAUCGAGUUUAUAUGUCAGAGAACAAUCUACCAAAGUUUGUGAAAGAAAAUUCUUCUUAUCUAUUUAGACCUUUUUACACCAGAUCUUUUUCUUUUCCAACAGAUAUUUCUGGUCCUGUUUAUGAUUUAGAUAUGCCAAAAAUUGCAAGCCAAACUUCUUUUGACAGCUCAGCUACAUUUACUGUAGUUCAUCCAGAAAAUAGUGACAAUGCUUGUAAAAUAAUUAAAAAAGAAAAUUCAUUUAUUUUUAUUGACUCUAAUGAAUCACAAAAUGAAUGUGAAGAUACUGAUCAUGAGUUAUUGUUGAAUCACCAUAUACAAAGUUUAACGGAAAGUAAUGUUCAGGCAAAUUCUACUCUAAAUAAAAAUAGUAAUCAAAUUGUAAAGAUGAGAGAAGAAAAAGGUAGGCAAAAAUGUGGUGCCAACCAAACUAAUACAUAUUUGAUUAGUCCAAUGCACUUAGAACAACAUGUAAAUGUUUCUUCCUUUGCUAACAAUCUUGAGUUAAAAAAUCGAGACAAUCAACUAAGUGUCUUGCCUUUGCAGAUUGCACAUCAAGAACAAGAAAUCCAAAAAAAAAUUAAAUCAGAUGGCUGUUUACCUAAUAAUGUCUCUGAAAGAGGUAGAAUUUUAAAUCAAGAGAAAAAAAAAGUAAAUAAUCAAUUUUCUUUAAACAAUGACAAUCAAAAAAACAAAAAACCAAAACACACUCAAUUUUUGCGCAGGAAAAUACCUUUGGUAGCGUAUCCUGAAAUCAAAAGUAAAAAUGACACUGAACCAUUAAGUUCACGUUUAGCUGCUUUGCGUAUGCAGCUUGAGGAAAAAAGACGUCAAUUUGAUGAGGAAAAAAAACGUAAGCAGAGCGAAUGGAACAAGGAAAAAGCUAAAUUGCUGCAAAAUGCAUUUUUUGAUGUGAUCUCCAAUGGAAAAGAAAAUCAAGACCCAAACAAAACCAUAGAUGACUGCAAACAACCAUCUUGGGAUGUUUGUUUUGAUAAUGUAAACAAAAAAGAAACUAUCCCAAAUAAAAACAUAGUUCCUGAAACAUCAGUUGAGAUCAGUAAUCAAAUGGAAAAAAAAAACUUUCAUCAAAAUUUAAAUUCCUCACUAUCUGCCGCAAGUGGCAUGUGGUUUGUGGGUGUAGGCAAUGAAAAUUUACCUAACUUGCCAACUGACAUUCCUUUUACGACUUCAAAUGUGGAAGUUGCUGAUAACCUAGGAGAAAAUGUAACUUAUUUGGAGGGUGAAAAUGAUGCACUUAAGCUGAGUUCAUUAACUGAUGUAAGUGGAGUGACACCUAUAAUUGAUAUUACAUCUCAUAAAGUAGAUGUUCCUGCAAUUAUGUUGUCAUCCUUAUCAAGCAAACAACUGCAAAAAAAUGUUGAUGAAAACAAACUGUCCACAGCAGAAAAUAAACCCGGUGAUGAACAAGAAUCAAGUGAUAUUACCAUGAAAUUCAAAAGCUUAUCUUUGAAUAAUAAGUCUGAUGACACACUUAAUGAUAAUUAUUUUACACCAAACAGCUCCUAUAGUAAAGAAUUGAAUAAAAAAAAUCACUUAUUUAACAGUUUAGAAGGUGAGACAAUACAGAAUAAAAAUAUCACACCUGUUUCGUUUACACCAAGCACUACCAUAUCAAACUAUUCUGAAACUGUAAAUCCAAACUAUGUUUUUUCUAAAUCUGCUUUAACUCAAUCUGAUUUUAAUCAAGGUGUGUUUGAUGACUUAUCUCUACAUACAAAAGGUGUACUUGAUGACCUACCUUUACAUAUGAAAAAUGUUCAAAACUCAGUCGAUAAUAAUGGCAUAUUUAGUUCUUUUAAGUUGUCACAAGAGCAUCUUUUACAUUCUGUUGAUCAGUCAUCUCCCAAGAAUCAAGCUGUAAAUGAACAAUCAGUUAAUAAUUAUCAAAUUCUACAAUCACCUCAAAAUAAUUCCCAAGUUAGUGAAAGCAGUUUUAUUACCUCUGAAAGUCAAGUGACACCAACCAAACAAAAUAGUAUUCUAAAUGGAGUUAUUGACGAUAAGAAUGACCUUCAUGAAAUGUCUCCACAAAGUUUUGGCUUUACACUUGAAGAAAAUGAUAUGACACCAGAACAAAAGAAAAAGAAAGAAAGGUUCAUUCAAAACAGAAUGAAAAAAUUGCAAAUAGAAAAAGAAAAGAAGAAAGCUGCACUGGAGAAAAAAAAUCAGGAAGAAGAAAAGUUGGCUGCUGUAAAAUUGCUGCAGGAAGAAGAAGAUCGACUUGCCAAAGAGAAGCUUAAAGAACAGCGGUUACUUGAUGAGGCAACUGCUUUACAAAAUAAAAUGUACAACAAACGACUUAAUGAAAUGACCUACAAUACAAACCCUUUGGUUAGAAAAGACCAGUUACCAGCGCCCGUAAAAACGUCCUCGCAUAAAGAAGACAAUCGCAUACAAACUUCUGUUUCAAACAAUCCUGCGUUUCGACCUAAUAACUACCCCAAUACUGAAUCUUUAUUAAAUACUUGCAGUUCUCCUACAUGUGAUAGCAUAAGUACAGCUCAAAGUGCUUUUAGUGAAUACAACGGACCAAUUAAUUACCAGAAGCCAAGUGGAAAAUCCAACAAAAAAAUAAUACAAAAUGCUAUCAUGCAUUGUUGCCUAUGUGGCGAAGUAAAUAAAGAGGCGAAAGCUAAAUGCUUAGAUACAUUAACACUCUCCGACGCCAGUCACUUUCUUGUUUUAUUUCGAGAAGGUCUUAAAUUUCGCUCCGUGUAUGCGUACAACCCCGAAGAGCAAACGAUAUCCCGUAUAUAUGGCAUUGGGCCGAAAAUGAUUACUUCAAAAAUGAUUUCGACGUAUUACAAAUAUAAUAGUGGAGCAAAAGAGUUUUAUUCGUUGGACACCAAACAUUUAUCUAUUCAAGUUGAUGGUGUUAUGAUUAAAAAGGAGUUAUGGGAUAAGAAAACCUCUGUUACAAAAACUGAACCUAUUCAAAAAACCAAACCUGUUCAAAAUAAGUCAUUACAUAUACAGAGGUAGUUCUACUUGUAGAAUAAAGAUUUGUAAAUACUGCAUCCGAAUGCCAAGAGCCUAUCAAUCUUUUAAUGAACAACCAAAUAAAGAAAUUGGUUGCCAAUUGAUUAAACGCGCGCCUUUAAUAUUUAUUAAUAUAUAAAUAACACUAACCAGCGUAUCAAACGUUGGUAUCAAAAUGUAAGAAAAAAGCAGCAUUUUCUCUUCUUUUUGUUAUGUUAAAUAAUAAGUUAUUUGAUAUAUACGAUAAUGUUUAGCCACGUACUAGAUACUUGUUAAAACAUUUUCUUGUUUGUUUUGUCUUAGUAAUUUUUUUGUUGCAGUUAUUUAAAAAACGACAGCUAUUGUAUAUAUGUGUAUGUGUAUAUAUGUGGAUCUUAUUUGAAUUCUUAUUUUAAGUUAAAGAUAAUACUGCUAGUUUAUAUA
Hydra vulgaris (swiftwater hydra) is the source of this 6049-nucleotide messenger RNA. RefSeq names its product calmodulin-regulated spectrin-associated protein 1-B. NCBI's taxonomy places the organism in Eukaryota, Metazoa, Cnidaria, Hydrozoa, Anthoathecata, Hydridae. Gene Ontology annotation, biological process: negative regulation of microtubule depolymerization; neuron projection development; cytoplasmic microtubule organization. Gene Ontology annotation, molecular function: spectrin binding; calmodulin binding; microtubule minus-end binding. Gene Ontology annotation, cellular component: microtubule minus-end. The record is from RefSeq and is a predicted model, not a curated record.